AUGGCUUCAGCUCCCACUAUCGUUCUGGUACCUGGCGCGUGGUGCACGCCAGUCGUCUAUGAUACUCUGCGUGCUACUCUAACCUCGCGUGGUUUACCCUCGACGGCCAUCGCCCACCCCUCCAUUGGUGCGGAGCCACCCUCGAAGACUCUGGCCGAUGAUGUUGCCCACUUGCGGUCUGAGUUAGUCUCAUUGAUCGACAAGGGGAAGGACAUCAUAUUAGUGCUACAUUCAUACGGUGGAGUUGUCGGAUCUGGGGCGGUAGAAGGGUUGGGCAGUGCAGAACGCGCGCAACAGGGAAAGCCUGGUGGAGUUAUCAUGGUAGUGUACAUGAGCGCGUUUGCCAUACCAAAGGGAAAGAGUCUGCUGGAUAUGCUGGGCGGCCGGUUCUUGCCGUUCAUGAAGGCGGAGGGUGAUUACGUGCACUGUCUCGAAGGAGCUGAAUACGGUUUCCACGAUAUCCCACCUGUUGACAGGGAACUGUGGACAUCCCGGUUGACACACACUUCUAUUGCGGUAUUCUCCGGUGCCUCGACCUUUGAGCCCUGGCAUGUCACGCCGACCGCCUAUAUCAUCUGCGAGGAAGAUCGGGCACUUCCGCCGCCAAUUCAGGAACAGAUGGCAGAAAUGCUGAGCACGAAGUGGAUCUAUCGGCUGAAAAGCUCCCAUUCGCCGUACCUGAGCAUGCCAGACAAGGUGGCGGAUAUUCUCGAGGAACUCGCGGGCAAGGUUUUGACUAGUGGUGCGGGAAUCGCCGCAAAUGUGUGA
Aspergillus niger is the source of this 768-nucleotide messenger RNA. RefSeq lists its product as uncharacterized. The record is from RefSeq and is a predicted model, not a curated record. The transcript is spliced from 2 exons. NCBI's taxonomy places the organism in Eukaryota, Fungi, Ascomycota, Eurotiomycetes, Eurotiales, Aspergillaceae. The coding region runs from base 1 to 768 and encodes 255 amino acids.